Molecule: messenger RNA, 902 nt
Organism: Micropterus dolomieu (smallmouth bass)
Lineage: Eukaryota; Metazoa; Chordata; Actinopteri; Centrarchiformes; Centrarchidae
Gene: malsu1
Product: mitochondrial assembly of ribosomal large subunit 1
Exons: 4
Coding region: 70-798 (242 amino acids)
Biological process (GO): negative regulation of translation; negative regulation of ribosome biogenesis
Cellular component (GO): mitochondrion
Molecular function (GO): ribosomal large subunit binding
Source: RefSeq, a predicted model, not a curated record
CUUCCUGUUUUUAGCCCUUGAAAUACUCGUGUUUAGCAUUGACUGUUAUAUUAUGAUGAAGUUGAAAUAAUGAGUAUUGUCCGUCGUUCUAAGAAACUGGUAUCGUCUGUAUUUAAAAGCAGCGUGUUACCAGAGCAAAUGGGUCUUUUUAGAACCAUCUGUUCGGUCCCCAAAGCACGUUGUCACAGUCUGUGUUUGCCUCGACGUUUUACAGCAAAUGUAUCCUCAUGUCAGCAUUGGACUCAUGUAUUCACCCGUCACUUAGACACACAAAGACUUUAUUCAGAUAUGUGUAGUGAAGGCAGUAAUUCAAAGAGGAGCACGGAAGUGUUUCAAGAGGAAUCAUCACAAGAGAUGGACAGUGACGGCAGUGCCCCGAGUCACAGAUCCUCUGAGAAAUUCACUCUCGAUGUGCUGAUUUCUCUGCUGCGUCAGGAAAAUGCAGUGGACAUCUGUGUGAUUCAAGUACCAGAGCAGAUCAAAUACGCAGAGUACUUCAUUGUUGUCAGCGGUGUAUCACCGAGACACCUCCGUGCAAUGGCCCUUUAUGCCAUCAAAGUGUACAAGUUUCUGAAGAAUGAUGGAGAGCCAAAUGUCAAGAUUGAAGGAAAGGAUGCAGAGGACUGGAUGUGUAUUGACUUCGGGAAUAUGGUUGUUCACUUCAUGCUACCAGAGACCAGAGAAGUGUACGAACUGGAGAAACUCUGGACUCUCCGCACCUUUGAUGAGCAGCUGAAGAGGAUGCCUGCUGAGACGCUACCAGAGGACUUUAUAUAUGAUGCUGAAGUCACCAAGUGACAAACCAAGACUAAUCAAGUUGCAUGCAGACUUUACUACUACUUUGUAAUUUUGGAUGCAUCAUUUCCCAUCCCUGUGAGGAGAAAUAAAAGGUUAUAUUUGUU